Molecule: messenger RNA, 1133 nt
Organism: Leptopilina heterotoma
Lineage: Eukaryota; Metazoa; Arthropoda; Insecta; Hymenoptera; Figitidae
Product: zinc finger CCHC-type and RNA-binding motif-containing protein 1-like
Exons: 4
Coding region: 247-960 (237 amino acids)
Biological process (GO): mRNA splicing, via spliceosome
Cellular component (GO): U12-type spliceosomal complex
Molecular function (GO): RNA binding; zinc ion binding
Source: RefSeq, a predicted model, not a curated record
UAUAAAUGUAUUGACCGCAGUGUUACUGUCAAUUGUGUAAUUAUGCAUCUACGUUUAUUUGGCUGUUUUUACAUAAACAAUUAAAGUUUUAACAAUAAAAAUAUUGAAGAAAUAAUUUUAUUAUAGAAAGAAUUCUAUAAUUUGAAAUAAUUUGCUAGAAUGACGAAAAAGUGAUUUUGAAUCAGAAUGUUUAUGUUUAGAUUGAAUUUAUUUAUGACAAUUGAAAGAAGUUAAAAUUUUGUAAAUAUGAGUGGUGGCAUAGCUCCUAGUAAAGCAACAGUCUAUAUUUCAAAUUUACCAUUUUCAUUAACAAAUAAUGAUGUUCACAAAUUGCUGGAAAGUUAUGGAAAAAUUGUUAAAGUAACUAUUGUGAAAGAUAAAUUGACUCGAAGAAGUAAAGGCGUGGCUUUUGUUUUGUUUUUAAAAUCUGAAGAAGCUCUCUCAUGCGCUAAAGGAUUAAAUGACACCCAAAUUGGAGGUCGUACAGUAAGAAGUUCAAUAGCAAAAGACAAUGGUCGAAGUACAGAAUUUAUUCGGCGUAAAGACUAUCCGGAUAAAUCUCGUUGUUACGAAUGUGGAGAAGAAGGACAUUUAUCUUAUCAAUGUGAGAGUAAUACUCUAGGUUCUCGUACACCACCGCCGAAAAAAAUAAGAAAGAGAAAUCUAAAAUUAAAAGAUGACAAUGUUGAAGGAAGUAACGUUAGUUAUUACGAUGGCGACAGUGAGGAAGAAGUUCGAGAGCCAAGAGGCGCAGACAAAGAUGAGCAUUAUACAGAAGAAACCACUGACGAUGAGACAUGGAGUUCGUCCAUUAGAAUAGAACAAGAAAAGCAAGAAGUUGAAAAGUAUAGACUUAAAGUUGUAACUGGACAUUACAACGAAUCCGAACAGUCAGUAAAGAGGAAACGUUUCAAGAAAAGUAGCUACUUUAGUGAUGAAGAAGAAGCAUUUGAAGAGUAAUUUUAAUAUAGGUAUAAAAUUUCAAUAUUAUUUCUAGUUAAGUGUUUUUAAAUAUGAAAUAUGUAUUUAAUUGAAUAUUUUUUAGUCAGGAAUUAAAACAAGAAGUCUCAAAGUUGUACAAAAAUUUAAAUAUAUUUAUUUUUGGUAUAAAAGAUAAAUUUCCUUUUAGAGUA